Molecule: messenger RNA, 1692 nt
Organism: Hymenoscyphus albidus
Lineage: Eukaryota; Fungi; Ascomycota; Leotiomycetes; Helotiales; Helotiaceae
Source: the annotation of a GenBank genome assembly
AUGGCGCCAAAGUCACUCCCAGUAGAAGAGAAAAGUGCCCAGAACAACAACGGGGCAACAAUCCAGGAAAGCCAUACUGGAUAUGGAGAUGGUCAGGUCUCACGAAAGGUGACUGGUGCUAGAUGGUUUAUCGUCAACCUGGCUGUUCUAUCAGCCACCUUCUUGUAUGCCUUGGUAACACGGUGAUGGCCAACGUGCGACCUAGUAUCAUCGAGACAUUUGGAAAUCGAGUCGAUACACUGGCCUGGCUAUCAAUAUCGUAUCCCAUGGGAGAAGUGGGAGCGAACCCUCUGUGGUAUGAACUCUCUCCAAAUUUUCACUACGAUUUGGAUGUGCUAUAAUUCUGACAGCGUAUCUAAACAGGGCAAAGUUCUAUGGGCAGGUGAACAACAAGUUGCUUUAUCUCUCCGCUCUGCUGAUAUUCGAAGUGGGCUCCGUUGUCAUCGCUUCGGCUCAGUCCAUCGAUGGGCUACUCAUAGCUCGAGCUGUGGCUGGACUAGGUGGCUCGGGCAUUUAUGUAGGCACACUUAAUAUUUUGACUGCCAUGACAACACCUGCUGAGCGAAACCAAUACUUGAACUUUGUCGGAAUAGCUUGGAGUCUGGGGACAAUUCUGGGCCCAGUUGUCGGCGGUGCAUUUGCCGACUCGAGUGCGACAUGGAGAUGGGCUUUCUACCUGAACAUCUGUAUUGCAGGGCUCACGACUCCAGCCUGUAUCUGGACUUGUCCCUCCUGUCCUACCUUCAUCUUCUGAGAAACUCUGGAACCGCAUCAGGUGAAUAGACUUUCUGGGAGCUUUGUUAUUUUUAGGAGGCGUCAUGACAAUUGUCAUGGUCCUCGGGUUCGGUGGUGCCAAAUACGAUUGGAAAAGUAAACAAAUGAUCGGCCGGUACGUCGGGACAGUGGUAGCAUGGGCUUUGUUCAGUCUACAGCAACGUUUCAACAUUCUCACGGUUGAUCGAAUCUUCCCCAUUCACUUCAUCGGGGACUGGCUGAUGGUGGGCUUAUUUGCUUGGACUGCCAUUUCCACCGCAAAUAUUGUUGUCACAAUCUAUUCCCUGCCUCUUUUCUUUCAAUUUACCUUUGGCGACUCGUCGUUAAAACCCGCAGUUUAUACUCUCCCAUUUGUCUUCACUGCUGUUGCAGGCGGAGGCGUUAGUGGACCAUUACUUCCGCGAUUUCCAGUCUACAUGGCCUGGUUCAUAGGCGCUAGCUCACUUAUGCUCAUGGGAAACGGGUUACUUUCUACAAUUAACAGCACUUCCUCCCGUGGUGCCAUUUGCGGAUACACUGUCAUCCAGGGACUAGGGGUUGGCCCUGUGAUUCAACUCGGCUAUACUAUUGGACAAUUGAAAGUAGCAAAAUCCGCUAUUCCCGAGGUCACAGCAUUCUUGUCUUGUGCACAGAUGGCUGGUUUUACAUUAUCGCUUGGAAUUUCGACCUCCGUGUUUUUGGGGGGCGCAACAGGUGAUAUAUCUGAUAUACUCCCUACGACCUCGCGGAGCUUGAUCCAGUCUACCAUUAAUGGAGUCAAGACAGGUUUGAUUCAAGAUCUUACUGUUGAAGUUCGUCAAAGGGUUCUCGACGCAAUUGCAUUGAAUGUUGGGAAAAUGUUCUAUCUAAACGUUGCAGGUUCGGCGAUGGGGUUUGUGACUGCAAUGUUCAUGAGGCGGGAAAGAGUUAAUAUUGUAG